Messenger RNA from Chanos chanos (milkfish), 681 nucleotides. It is a transcript of the gene cbln20, whose product is annotated as cerebellin 20. Gene Ontology annotation, biological process: maintenance of synapse structure. The transcript is spliced from 4 exons. The record is from RefSeq and is a predicted model, not a curated record. Bases 1 to 681 code for a protein of 226 amino acids. Gene Ontology annotation, cellular component: synapse. Gene Ontology annotation, molecular function: protein binding. NCBI's taxonomy places the organism in Eukaryota, Metazoa, Chordata, Actinopteri, Gonorynchiformes, Chanidae.
AUGAAAGCCAUUGUAUUAUUGUGCCUGCUGGGAUAUGCUCUGGCAGUGGACCAAACAUACUCCUGGUAUGGCCCUGGAGAACCCAAUCAACGAGACCCCAACACUGACAAUGUAUGCCUGACGGACUCAGCCUCCUGUGGCUGCUGUCUGAUGCAGAAGCAGAUGUGGAGGAUGGAGAGUUUUUUCAACAUGAGUCUGACUGAACUACAGAGGGAACUUGAGAGGGCUCAGUCUGUCCUCAACAACGUGCGCGCCAGUCGAAGUGCCUUUUCUGUGGCCCUGACUGACACACGCCGUUGUCUGGGCCCCUUCAGGGAGGAAUCUGUGGUGAGGUAUCAGAGCGUCUUCCUCAACCUGGGUGAUGGCUACAGCACCACCAGUGGCACUUUCACUGCUCCCCGCUCAGGGGUCUACAGCCUGGCCCUAACGGUCUACAGCGAUGCCGGUUCGCCCGGGGCCACCCUGGCCGCCUGUGCCCGUCUGUGUGUGAACGGUCGUCCGGUGGCAUCUCCCAGCGAGAACAACCUGCAGGACCAGGAGGACAGCGUCAGUGCCGUGCUGGCUUUACAGCUACGGGCAGGCGACAGAGUGAACGUGAUGCUGCCCGCGGGCUGCUUCCUCUGCGACGACAACAGCCACUACAACACCUUCACCGGCUUCCUGCUCUACGCCACCGAUUGA